CAGCAUCUGCUAUUUCCAAGAAACAGAGUAUUAAUCUUUAUUUGUUGUUGCUAAUCGAGUUUUUGGUGUGAUUUUAGUAAUGGGUAUUCAAUUUUAUUGCAAAAUUUGUGCUAAAAAUUGAGUCUUGGAGCUACUUUUUGUACUGUAUGUACUUUCAAUGGACUUCUCUUCAUCUUUGUGGAAUUUGCUUAAAUUGAUUGUUAUGACUACUUCUUUAGAAAUUUUCUCGAUCUGGAAACUGGGAUCUUAUGAUUUGGUCUACAUUGUCUUUUUUCAGGAGAAUAAGUAGGACAGGUUUCUAGAUUUUAGGAUUUUUUUUUUGCAAUUCCAAGAUUUUGAUUUUUUUUGUUUCCUAGAAUGAACUUGUUUUGUAAGUGGGGAUGCUUAUAUUUUUGUGUCUAUUUUGCUCAUAAAUAUUGAGACAAAAACACCAGUUGAAGGUAACAGGUAUCCCGUAAAUUAGUUGAGGUGUGCGGCAAGUCAACUGGUUAUAUAAAAAAGAAAAAAAGAAGAAGAGGGAUCUGAUAUGAAGCUGCAGCUGGCAGUGCUAAUUUUGUUGUUGGCGUUAAGUCGUAGUAUUGAACAUACUGAAGCUCAAUUUGACGGAGAAUGCAAAUUCAACAAGCCCCUGGAACCCAGACCUCACAGUGCAUCAGUGUUGGACUUUGGGGCUGUGGGUGAUGGGGAGACUCUAAAUACUCUGGCCUUCCAGAAUGCCAUUUUCUAUCUCAAGUCCUUUGCUGACAAAGGUGGAGCACAGCUCUAUGUUCCAGCUGGAAGGUGGCUGACCGGAAGCAUAAAGCUUACCAGUCACCUCACACUCUUCCUAGAAAAAGAAGCCGUUAUUCUGGGAUCAAAGGAUUAUGCUCAUUGGGAUAUAGUCGAAGCCUUACCCUCUUAUGGUGGAGGUAUUGAGGCACAAGGUGGAAGAUAUCGCAGCUUGAUUUUUGGAGAUAAUUUAACUGAUGUUGUGAUAACAGGUAAUAAUGGAACUGUUGAUGGUCAGGGUUCUAUAUGGUGGGAGCAGUUCACUGCCCAUUCUUUAAAUUAUACUCGACCACACCUAGUAGAAUUUGUUAGCUCCAAAGAUGUUGUCGUCUCAAACUUGACCUUCCUGAAUGCUCCGGCCUGGAAUAUUCACCCGGUGUAUUGCAGUAAUGUUGUGGUUCAAAACAUAUCGGUUCAUUCUCCAGCUAACUCCCCAUAUACCUAUGGCGUAGUACCAGAUUCUUCCGAGCAUGUGUGCAUUGAGAACAGCAACAUUAGCAUGGGCCAUGAUGCUGUUGUUCUCAAAAGCGGUUGGGAUGAGUACGGGAUUUCCUAUGGCAAACCUACUUCGAAUGUCCAUGUUCGAGGGGUUAGGCUGCAGUCUUUUGCAGGUGCUGGAAUGGCUUUUGGCAGUGAGAUGUCUGGUGGUAUCUCCAAUGUGCUAGUAGAGCAUGUUUACUUGCAUGACUCCCUUUUGGGGAUUGAGCUGAAGACAGCAAGAGGAAGAGGUGGUUAUAUCAAAGAUAUUCAAGUUACAGAUGUGGUUAUGGCAAAUGUGCAAGUGGGAAUUGAGGCCACCGGUCAUUGUGAUUCUCAUCCGGAUGAGAAAUUUGAUCCGUCUGCACUUCCAGUUGUUAGUGAUAUCACCUUUGAGGACAUUGUUGGCACAAAUGUUUCUAUAGCAGGCAAUUUCACUGGAUUAUCUGAAUCUCCCUUUACUUCAAUAUGUCUAUCAAACAUCACCUUUUCCAUUUCUUCCAACCCUUUUACACCAUGGCUAUGCUCUGAUAUAUCCGGUUCUUCUCAAAAUGUGUCUCCUGAACCAUGUCCUGAGCUCGAGAGCUCAUUUUCUAGUACUACUUCAACUUGCUUUGCCCUCUUACACCACCCUUACAGUCAAGUUGCAGUUUUGUAAGUGAAACAAUUCAUUUCAUUGAAACUAUACAAUGAGACACAUUUCAACUUCCAAUGCUGGUGUACAUUCUCCAAUAAGAUGCAAUGCAGAAUCUACAGUGUCGUGCUUAUGCAAGUAUCAAGAAUCCAAUGAUACAAACAUUUUCAAAGUGGCCUGAGAUCGCUGAUUGUCGCCUGUGUACAGCAUCAGUUUCUUCAUUCACAUAUAGGAAAAGUUUUGGUAGUGCAGCAAAUUCAGAUGAGUUGUUCCUUUCUUGUCCCUUUGUUCAUUUGAGUUUUUUUUGUCAUUUGUCUUACAUUUGUAAAUUAGGCCGCAAAGAAGGGGUGUUAUAGUUGAUUGUCAUUGUUGAAAUAAUCUUUUUUUGUCAUUUGAUUGAAUUGAAAAGAGUUGUUAGUACAGAGUCUUGAGUUGAAGGCAUCAAAUUGCAAAUUUUCUUUUAAGGUUA
This is a messenger RNA of Solanum tuberosum (potato), 2348 nucleotides long. Its product is annotated as probable polygalacturonase. The coding region runs from base 527 to 1903 and encodes 458 amino acids. Gene Ontology annotation, biological process: carbohydrate metabolic process. Gene Ontology annotation, molecular function: polygalacturonase activity. The record is from RefSeq and is a predicted model, not a curated record. NCBI's taxonomy places the organism in Eukaryota, Viridiplantae, Streptophyta, Magnoliopsida, Solanales, Solanaceae. The transcript has 6 exons.